AUGGACUUCCUGCGUCAGCUGGCCGCCGACCUGCACGCGCUGCGGGCCGAGGCCAAGCGCAAAUAUCCUGUGGUGAAGGAGGCCGUGGACCGCGCGCUGGAGGCGCUCCCGGCUCUGCAGCAACAGUACGCGGCGCUGCUGCGCGUGGAGGGGCGCGCGCCCGGUCCGGGUCAUAGUCUGUUUCAGAGCGAGAGCGUUCUGCGGCCCUUCCUGUUGGCAUGCAACCACACAAACGCCUCUCACAAGAUCCUGGUGCUAGCACUGUCCAGUAUCCAGCGCCUAGUGAGCUGGGACGCCAUCGAACCAGCCAGUGUAGGCAGCAUCCUGCGCGUCCUGCAGAUCCAAGCUGAGAAAAACACACACGCGGAUGUGCAGGUCAAGCUGCUACAAACUCUUCUGCAGCUUAUGACAUUGGCAUACGAGGAGAAGAAUAAGAAGCAAGUAAGGACGCAGGACGGCCAGACUCAGAUCCCACCUCCAGAUAGCGAGCUCGUGGGCAAUGAAGAUAUGGUCAUGCAGGCCGUGUGGAUCUGUAUCCACCUGCACGCCACCAGCAGCAGUGCCAGCUCCAUGGUGGGCAAUACAGCGGCCAUGACGAUCCGACAGAUAGUAUCCCUUGCAUUCGGGAAGGUAGAUUCCAGUCCAGAGGCCAAACACGUGGGCGUCCUAUUAUUCCAAGAGUUGUGCUUUAUGAGUCGAGAGGAGAACGGGAUGUGGUUGAAACGUACAGCCGUGUCACCCAUGAGCGCCGCUCUGGGGGUUGAGUUACUGGAGACGGUGUUGGCGUCACACUAUGGAUUAUUUCGACUAGAUAUCGAGUUCAAAGCGGUGUUGAAGCAGCAAAUGACUCCGUUAGUGCAGUCAGUGUUGGAAAUGGGCUGCAACGACAAACACGGCGGGUCUGCAGGCUCGGGAAUCAUGGGACCGACCAACUCGUCCAUCACCAGCAGCAACACGAACGGUGCUACAGGUCCGUUCUUCCCGCUGCUGGUACGUGGCAUGCGACUGGCCAGCACACUGCUGUGUCACUUUGCUGAUUGCCUGGAUAAAGAGUGCGCUUUAAUACUGCACGCUCUGCUGGAAAUCAUCGCGACCGGGACGUAUUCUAUCCAAGAGGCGUCAAAUGUUAGGUCUCCGCCCACACCGUCGAAGUCUCCGGACUCGAAAUUUCACGCUGCGAACGCUAUUGCGAAUUUCAAAGAAGCCAAGAAUUUCCUGACACACUCGAGUUCGUCGAACGCUAGUACGUCCAAUGCAGCCAGCGGCUCCGGAGGGGUGAAUUUCGUCACGUGGCCUGUGCUGUUAGCACUGGAAGUGCUCAAUCGCGUGUGUCUAGAGCCAGAUAUGGUGGCAGCUAUGGUGAGCUACCCGGACGGUGUGCUGGUUGCCAUCACACGCACGACGUCGUCGGUGAUCAUGACAUCGCCGCCGUCAGAUUUCAGACCCCAAGGCCCGGACGGAGCCACGCCACGUUCAGGUCUCGAGCUUCUGAAUGAACAAGAGACGCCCGUUUUGCAGCAGUUUUUCAUGGCUGUCCGAGUGGCUGCUUCGUGUCAAUGUAACAUGGCUGCGUCGGUGUUUGAGCUGUCGAGAUCCACGGACAACGAAGAGAUAUGCGAGAAGCUGGCCAAGGCGUGUGUUGCCGUGGUGGCUCCUGCUGUAGUCCAGUCUAUGAAUUGUGUGAUGCGGCACUGUCGGGAAGUGGAUCUCGUCACAAUGUCUCUCAAGUCGUAUCACGUGUUAGCCACGGUGGCGUCGCGGCUUCGAGCGAAUAUGCAGAGUCAAAGUGCACGAGAAAUUUGGUGCAAACAGAUGGAUGAAGUGGUGCUGACUUGUUUACGUGCGUUAUGCGGGUUCUCGUUCCCUUUACCGGAGGGAAUCCGAGGCAACUCGAAGGGAUCGGUAUCAACCACGGGCUCUGGGAGUAGCGCAUCCAACGACUACCCGGACGAAGCAACAACGGACGACGGAGAGAGCUGUCUUGUGGUCAUCAGUUGGCGUGAAGUGCAUGCGAUGAAGGCGCUAUUCGGCGCUGCACAUGUCAUGGAGGAGGAACUCUCGCAGAUCGAGUGGUGUGUGCUCUUGGAGGGCUUCGAAAUCAUCGUAGGACUCACAGACCCCAAGCUGAAGAACGGACAGCAGAAACUCCCGACCAAAAACUACCGAAUCAGCGCCUUCCGGAUGGAAAACGAAGACGUGGAACAGCAGCUCGUGAUGCUCAGUAAUUCGAUCGUGGAUUUCUUCCGUGAUGCGUUGAAACUGAGUAGUGUAGCGCUACGUAAGCUGCUCGCUGCUGUUCGAAGGGUAUCAUGGGAACAAGUGGGUCUGCCCGUGCCUAACAGAGACGCAGAAUCUACGCUUGACUCCACUGGAUCAACUGACGACUGGACGCUAGUGGACGAGGGAGACACACCCAGUCCUGCUAGUAAUCAUCACAUGAGGAUCUACCAAAGCUACUUGGGCGUGGGACUCACUGGCUCAGGCACGUUCAUGCCAUGUUUCGCGUUACGGAUGCUCACUCAGUUGGCGUCAAGUAGUAAACGCUGCUUCGAAGAGGUUAUGCGGGAGCUGGUGCUUAUGAGCACGUUCGUGCCUCAGCCUCCACUCACAGCAGCGCAGUUCCCUCAACUGAACCAGUUCCAAGUCUUCACGACGGAGAGCAUCCUUCAACUCAUGCAGAACGCCUUGCAAAACGUCGUCAACAGCGUGUCGCCUACUGCGAAGCCAUCGAUGGAGGUUCUGGAUGCCAGAAACGAGCAGAAUCCAGUAUCUCCGCACGUGUUUGACCAGCAAGAGCUGUUUGUACCGCUGUUAAAGCUGGCGCGUUCAGACAUGAGAGACCGUACACUGACCGGGAUGCUGGAGAUGCUCAACGCCUGUGGCCACCUGAUUAGCGCUGGAUGGCCGUUGAUAUUAUCUGCAGUGCAGGAAGCGUGUGAGAUCGGAGACGGCAAGACGCAGGUGCUGGCGUUCAAGUGUUUGCGGCUCAUUGUCGACGACCUGGUGGUGUCCAUACCCAGCAGUUACCUGCCAGACUGUAUCAAGUGUAUUGGACGCUUUGGAAGCUACGCCAAGGACGUCAACAUUAGUCUUACAGCGGUGAAUGAACUCUGGAGUGUGGCCGAUGUGAUUGGCAAGCAGAAAGCACGAGAAACUGACCCCAGCAAGCGGAAUCAGGGACAGUGGGGGUGCAUCUUCGCCGAGUUUAGCUCCGUGGCGCUGAACGAACGCGCCGAGGUGCGGAACAGCGCCAUCAACACUCUUUUCGGUACGGCUGUGACGUACGGCGCUCAAUUCGAGCUGAACGAGUGGCAGUUGUUCAUCAACUCGACGGUUUUGCCAUUAGCAGCCAAGCUAUGCGAAACUCAGAGACGGAGGAGCUCACGUUCUUUGGAGAAAGACACGGCCAAGACCUCGGCCAAUUACAUGCUGCACCACUCACGCGAUAACGCUGAAAAACAGUGGAAUGAGUCGCGAGUACUGAUGCUUACUGGAAUCAGUCGUGUGUUGGAGAUCAACUGGCAUUAUCUGCUGCAACACACGUCGUGGUUUGCUUCCAUCUGGCGCGAGUUGCUGCAGCACGUAGCGCUGAAUGCUGCGUUCGGUAUGCCUAAGGAGGUGGUGCUGGCUGCUGUCAAGACGCUGCAAACGUUGCUGCAAGUGUCUUCAGCGGGGGACUUUGACCACAUCGCGCAGUCGCAGCCUGUUCGUGCAGGUGUGGGCAUGCGCGUUGUCGGGGGAGCUCUCGUGUCUUCAUCUGCGCCGUCGUCGGCUGGCUUAACUCCUCCGAACUUGAGACGUGCGGCAUCUGCCCCAGUGUAUCGAGACCCCGCGCUGUGGGAGGAGGCAUUCAGCCAGCUACUGCAUCUGUGCGAUGAGAGACAGAUUGCAGCGGAGAAAGACGAACACCCGGCGCUGCCCUGGAAAGAAGACGAAGAACAGGAGAUCGCCAGUGCUGUGGUGUCUGUGCUGGUGGCGCUGUAUCUCCAGGCCAAAGAGUACGAGUUCAAGAAUGUCAAAAACGUCGACAAGAUGCUGGAUCUGUUCGCGCUGCUGGUUUCCCGUCACGUGCUUGGUACACCAGCUAUUGGCAAUGGAGCAGUGACCAAGGCGGUUACGAACAUCACGACGAACAGCUUACAGUCGCGUGUUUUAAACGCGUUCGAAGAGUGCGGCUCGUUCGCGUCUCACCCGGAGGUUCAUACGAAGAUGCUGGACCAACUUGUAGGCUACGUGACUCAGUCGUCCACCAAGGACCUUGUCUUCUUUACCCGUCACGCCUUAACGUCACUAGCCAAGCUGUAUGCGAGUGUAUCAAAGGAGGCCAGAGAGCAGCGUUUCUUGUCUGUCCUCUUCUGCAUCCAGCCGUUCUUGAUGUUCGACGGUGUUGCCACGCCUGAUUCCGAUUCCGAGAAGCCAAUGACUGCGGCGCAGAAGGCGGCGACCCAGUUGUGGAAGCACGCGCUGCGUGUGCUCUUGGUCGUGAUCUCAAGCGGACUUGUGGCUGUGCGACUGGCUGAAGCCUGUUGGAGACCGUUGCUGGAGACGAUCGCGGGCUUCGUGCAGCCGAACGGAGGCAAAUUCCCGUCGUGCGUGCAGUCGGAAGAGGACGAAGUGUUGGUACUGAGCGUGCUCGAGUGUGUGGCGGACAGCACGAUCGCAUUGCUCAGCGACGGCAGCGAUAUCAAGGCCCAUAUCGGACAGCAAUAUCAGGCGUUCAUUGGGGACCUGGUCGCUCUGCUGUGCUCGGGCGUGGACGCCGUGGAGCACAACAAGGCGAUGAUUCGGUGCUGCGUGCGGCAGUUGACCACCAUGUGCAUUCAGAUGGCGGACCAGGAGCUGGCGGCAUUCGCACGGGCUCGAUUGGUGGCGUGCUGCAACACGGCACUGAUGCGGUUCGCCGAGUUAGACGGCCCUAACCAGCGACCAACCGACGAUGCUCAGGUCGUAGCUGCACGCGAGAGGGUGGUGGUGCUGCUCACUAGCGCGUUGGAGGUGGACAUGCAGCCGCGUAGUAUUAUGGAGAUGUAUCCGUCAUUAUGCGGCUGCAUUUCGUCGUCCAACUUGGAGGUGCGACAGCUCGUACAGCGGUUGCUGCUGAGCGGAAGACUGUCUGAGUUCUGCUUAGAGCUUAUGGAUAUUUGGGAGCGUCAGUCUCAUUAG
Phytophthora nicotianae INRA-310 is the source of this 5163-nucleotide messenger RNA. RefSeq lists its product as hypothetical. The transcript has 2 exons. Lineage: Eukaryota; Oomycota; Peronosporomycetes; Peronosporales; Peronosporaceae. The coding region runs from base 1 to 5163 and encodes 1720 amino acids. The record is from RefSeq and is a predicted model, not a curated record.